GAGAGAAGGUGCUGGUCGUUCGUCGUGAUAAUCUCGCUCUUCGAUCUCAACAUACAUCGCGAUAGAUAGCAUAGACAGUGGAAGGUGAAACAAUAACAAAAAGUCUUCCUGGAUCUUGCAAGUUGGUGCCUCGGAGCAAUUACAUCAUUCAUCCCAAUACGUCCGUUAGGAUGCCUAUCUCGAAUCCUUCGCCUCGGCUUACCGGAAGAGACGAUCAAUCAGAGCCUUGUUCUUAUCCUCGCAAGCAUGCAUGAAUAUUAUCAUCCUUCAAUUUCGCAGGCAAACUAUGAAAUUGUCGCAGAUGGUCUUCUACACCGGUAUUGUGUCUUCCACAUGCGCAAACACGAUGGCCAAAACCCGACUAGACAACUGGUUCAGAAACCAGAUCGAACAGCACAAAGCAUCACAUAUACAUUUCAGUGGAAGACACAAUGUUGUCGACGCAAAUUCGUCUUCCAUACGAGAGAUGAUAGAUUUCGAUUUCAGUGCCCAAGUCUCUGGUUUUGUGGACUUCAGCAUGAUCGAAAUCACAGCAUCCACGAAUGCGAACACAGUCGUGAUGAUGGUCGCUGGAGGGACCGAGGAGGCUAGCGAGGAAGGCCUUCUUCAACAAGCGGUCGAGAAACUAAACAGCAUCUCUUUGUCCGAAUACGAAGGGUGCGCUCUUCUCCUCCGCCAUAGGCGUUUUUGCAUCAGACUGACAAAGUCCAGGGUCACAAUCAUCCAUGAAAUUGUCAAUCGUGAAGUUAUGGCUGCGAGACUGCAGACUUGGGCCAAUCACGCAAGAUACGGUGGCAGAGUACAGUUCGAACAUAAAUCUGUCUCGGCGACUCUCGUGCCAGAGAUGCCGACGUCUAACAAGUCUUGCACCAAUAUUCGAGUCGUUUGGAAAUACAAAUGGACCAAGCCCUCGACCACCAAGAGCCCGGCCCAGCGUAGAUUGCCAUCACGUCCAAACAUAUGUCCAGGACCUCGACUCAAGACCUGGGAAAUGCGGGUGCCGCAUGCGAUGGUGGACGGCGAAAGAGGGGUAAUCGCUUUGGGAGAUGACGUCGUGGGAGGUUCACCCAUGAUCAAGGCGAUGGCGAAGCACGCUUUAUACGAGCCUCUCGCUGCCCAGGGCCAGUUCCGAACGAGCAAGAUCCACAGGUGGGGAAUGGACGAGCCGAAUGGUGAGCCAUCAUAUCUCGGCUACCGGAGCUUUGGUGCAGGUGCGCGGGCGGACCUUCCACCACCUUACAGUGCGUGAAUCGCUGCGCGUCCUUAGGACAGAUCCUGCACAUUUUUAUCCUUGUCUGAUGCGCGUCGCAUUUGUCGCAUGGCCUUUAUGUCGCACACAUAGAUGCGAACAUCGUUCCUGUUCCUCAUGCAAUGCGCACGAGACUUGAAUUGCGAGGUAUCUCAGAAGUAUGACAGUUGUCAGCCGAAUACCCGUAUUACAAUUAAGCUAGUAUGGAUUUUUCUCCCAUGCCGUGAGUGUGUUACAUUCCGAGCUUGGAGUAUCAGGUGAUG
Messenger RNA from Aureobasidium subglaciale EXF-2481, 1512 nucleotides. RefSeq lists its product as uncharacterized. The record is from RefSeq and is a predicted model, not a curated record. Lineage: Eukaryota; Fungi; Ascomycota; Dothideomycetes; Dothideales; Saccotheciaceae. The transcript has a single exon. The coding region runs from base 251 to 1249 and encodes 332 amino acids.